AUGGCUUAUGAGCUUAGCAAAUACAAGCCAGAGCCAUCCUCACUUGAGGUUGGCUCUGACACGACAGAGCAGAAUAUGACUAUUGCGGAUCGCGACAAUGAGACACUUUCUAGACUAGGAAAGAAACCAGUACUCAAGAGGAACUUCGGUUUCAUGAGUAUGUUGGGAUUCUCCUGUACGGUGAUGAUUACAUGGGAAGGUAUGCUUCUACUUUUGGCAAUUGGUUUUACCAACGGCGGGUACGCUGGUUCUGUAUAUGGCUUUCUAGUCGUAUGGGUCGGCACGCUCGCAGUCUUUACUACGAUGGGGGAGCUUGCGUCAAUGGCACCAACUUCUGGAGGCCAAUAUCACUGGGUGUCAAUGCUGGCACCACGGUCGGCGCAAAAAUUCAUGAGUUACCUAAUUGGCUGGAUCACUGUCAUUGGUUGGCAAGCGGCUGUAGCAUCAGGAGGUUUCCUUUGUGCUUCUCUGAUCCAAGGCCUCAUUGCGCUGAAUUUCGCAGAGUACUCUCCCCAGCCAUGGCAAGCAGUUCUGCUUUUCUACGCCACUCUCUUCUUCGGAGUGUUUAUCAACACAGUUGUCAGCAGAGCACUACCAAAGAUCGAAGGAAUCAUCUUGAUCUUUCACGUACUGGGAUUCUUCGCAAUCUUAAUCCCGAUGGUUUACAUGGCGCCUCAUGGCAGUGCCAAGGACGUCUUUACCGUCUUCAUGAACGGUGGCGGUUUCAAGACUCAGGGAUUGUCGUUCAUGGUCGGUCUUGUGGGACCGAUAUUCUGCUUGCUCGGAGCAGAUUCGGCAGUGCACAUGUCGGAAGAAAUUCAAAACGCCUCAAUUAUCGUACCACGAGCAAUGAUUUUUAGCAUCGGACUGAACGGGCUGAUGGGAAUCGGCAUGCUUGUUGCAGCACUUUUCUGUCUGGGCGAUGUGGAAACAGUACUCGCAUCACCUUUUCCUUUCAUGGCAAUCUUUCAGCAAGCCGUCGGAUCUGCUGCGGGUGCCACGGCAAUGUCUGCUGUUGUGACGGUCUUGAUGAUUUGCGCUCUUAUCUCGUUUGUCGCGACUGGUUCGAGAAUGACCUGGUCGUUUGCGAGAGAUCGUGGUCUUCCGGGUUGGUACUACCUGAGCAAGGUUGAUCAACGAACUUCUAUUCCAUUAAUCUCGAUCGCUCUUACUACACUGAUCGCAUGUCUCCUUGCACUAGUAAUUUUGGGAUCCUCAGUCGCCUUCAACGAUGUCGUCUCGUUGACCAUCAACGGUCUAUACACCUCCUAUCUCAUCGGUAACAGCCUACUUCUCUACCGAAGAAUGACUGGCGGAAUCAAGCCAUACAGCAGCAUCUCCGAAGGUCUCACCAACGUCGCGAACUCGAAUUCGCUUACUUGGGGACCAUUCAAGAUACGAGAGCCAUUUGGAACAAUCGUCAACGCCUUUGGCUGUGUAUUCAUGGUCGUCAUUCUAUUCUUCAGCUUUUGGCCUAUCAUGAUGGAUCCGUCGUUAAAGAUUAUGAAUUUUAGUAGCGUAAUGAUGGUUGGUACUAUUGUUUUUGCUUGUAUUUAUUAUGCAAUUUGGGGAAGGAAGACAUAUACUGGUCCGGUGAUUGAAAUCAGUUAG
Glarea lozoyensis ATCC 20868 is the source of this 1611-nucleotide messenger RNA. RefSeq names its product choline transport protein. Gene Ontology annotation, biological process: transmembrane transport. Gene Ontology annotation, cellular component: membrane. The record is from RefSeq and is a predicted model, not a curated record. The transcript has 7 exons. Lineage: Eukaryota; Fungi; Ascomycota; Leotiomycetes; Helotiales; Helotiaceae. Bases 1 to 1611 code for a protein of 536 amino acids. Gene Ontology annotation, molecular function: transmembrane transporter activity.